UGGUGUUUGCUGACAGGGCAGUGAGGAGACCCAGCAGAGGAAGCAUGAAACCAGCAGUGUGGUACACAUGCACACUCAUGGUGGGCUUCUUGUACAUAUAUGUGACGCUCAUCAACUAUGUGAGAGGCGCAGAGAUAUCUGGGCCAGAACCCAGGGUCCUUGUGGGCCCACAGGAGAACAAAGAGCCUGAUUGAAGUGAUCUUUUGAUAUUUUUUUAUUUUCUCAAACAGUGGACCAUCAGUGGAAGGGGUGAGGCCAGGGUUGCCAUCAAGCCCAGUUAGGGGCAACUUGAUUGCCAGACAAUCUGGAUUCCCAAGGUUGGACUUUGAUUACCACCACUACCCAGAGAUGACUGCAUGGCUGGGGAAUGUGUCUGCAACAUUCCCAGAGAUCACAGCACUUUAUUCUAUUGGGAAAAGUGCCCAGGGGAGGGACCUUUGGGUCUUGGUGUGUUCUGCAUCCCCUUAUGAACACAUGAUUGGGAAGCCUAAUGUCAAGUAUGUGGCCAACAUGCAUGGGAAUGAGGCUGUUGGCAGGGAAGUGAUGCUUCACUUCAUCCAGUACUUGGUGCUGAACUACAAGAGAGAUGAUUAUGUGACAUGGCUGAUGGACAACACAAGGAUACACAUCAUGCCAUCCAUGAACCCUGAUGGGUUUGAAGCAUCUGAUGAAGGCAGGUGUCAAGGUGGCAAGGGAAGGUACAAUUCUGAAGGUUUUGACCUAAACAGAAACUUCCCAGACUUUUUCAAGUCCAAUACCCAGAGGGCACAACCAGAGACUGAAGCUGUCAAGAAGUGGAUCUCCAGGAUUCAGUUUGUUUUGUCUGCCAAUUUCCAUGGUGGUGCCCUGGUGGCCUCUUAUCCUUAUGAUAAUUCCCCCAACUCCAUUUUGCAAUCACUGUCGCGGCCGACGUCCCCGACGCCGGAUGAUGACGUGUUCCGCCACCUGGCGUCGGUGUACGCCACGCGCCACCUGACGAUGCACCGCGGCCAGGCCUGCGACGCCCAAACGCCGCCAUUUCCCGGCGGUGUCACCAACGGCGCCCGUUGGUAUCCUCUAACAGGUUCCGACGACGACGACGUGUUUCGACUAUUGGCGCGGACGUAUGCGGACACGCACCCGCGCAUGAACAGGGAUGUCGAAUGUCCAGGGUUUUACGGAGCCAAAGUAACGAGUUUCGACAAGGGGAUCACAAAUGGCGCCGCUUGUGUUCUGACUUUUGCAUUGGCAGGUGGGAUGCAAGAUUAUAACUACAUUUGGCAUGGAUGCAUGGAAGUGACAAUUGAAAUGUCCUGCUGCAAGUACCCAAAGGCAUCAGAGUUGCCAGACUUCUGGGAAGAAAACAGAGAGGUAUGUUUUUGGUUUUCUUAA
Molecule: messenger RNA, 1371 nt
Organism: Notodromas monacha
Lineage: Eukaryota; Metazoa; Arthropoda; Ostracoda; Podocopida; Cyprididae
Source: the annotation of a GenBank genome assembly